AUGGCACCCCAAACAAGCAUUCCCGUUGCCGCUAACAUCCUUGGUACAAUUGGCACGGUCUUUUGGUGCAUACAAUUGGUGCCGCAGAUAUGGUACAACUGGAAGCAGAAGAAAACGGAUGGCCUGCCUGGAUUGAUGAUGUUCCUGUGGGCUAUUUCGGCCGUGCCCUUUGGUGUAUAUGCAAUUGUUCAGAACUUCAACAUGCCAAUCCAGAUCCAGCCACAGGUCUUCUGUGCGCUUGCACUGGUUAGCUGGGGCCAGGUCUUGAUAUACAAUAAAUUGCUCGUGCAGCAUCCUUCGUUGACCAAAGCCGUUUCUAGCAAAUGGACGACACGGAAAGCCUCUGUCGUAGGAACGGUAGUGGGAGUAGCAUUCGGAGGGAUCGAAGCCCUUCUGAUCCUCACAAUCAGACCGCUUUAUGACCGUCAAGUUGCAUGGCCCAUCAUGUUCGUGGGCAUUGUCGCUGCGAUCUUACUCGCAGUAGGUUUUUUGCCCCCUUACUUUGAGCUCUGGAAACGAUCGGGGAGGGUUGUCGGCAUCAAUUUCAUUUUCCUCACCAUCGACUGGCUGGGCGCGUUCUUCUCCCUCAUGGGCGUUGUGGCACAAAAUACUUUCGACCCCCUCGGUGGAUGUCUUUUCAUAGUCUGUAUUGUUAUCGAAGGCGGUAUCUUCGUCUCCCAAGGUAUCUGGCUUUUCCGCACCCGCAAACUCCGCGCCGCAGCGAAGCGCGCUGGCCGAGACUUGGACGAGCUUCCACAGUCGGACGUUUACCAUGUUGAAGUGCCGAGAAAGGGCAGUAUAGCAGCGUCCAGAGACGUGGAACGUGACGAAAUUGCCAGGAGGGGCAGUCUGGCUGUAGCGAGAGAUUUGGAGCAUGGGGAAGGGAGCAUGUUGUCUGUACUGCAACAGUUGGAAGACGGUAUUAGUAAAGAGUCGAGGUCCAAGACCGAUGUCGAGGUAAGGUGCGAGGAGGUACGGGCUGGAAGUCUUGAAGGAGUGCAGGAGAUCGACUAUGGGACUAUGGAGAGGAGUUCAGCUGCAUCGAGGACGAGUGGUAGCAGGAAGCACGAGCGGAGUAGGAUGUUGAGACUGUCUCAAAUACCACCAUUUCACUAUGCCGCAUCAGGGAUAGCUAAUAUUCACCGCUGGUUGUUGUGCACUCCCUUCGCAGUCUGGAUGAGUUAG
Letharia lupina is the source of this 1185-nucleotide messenger RNA. RefSeq lists its product as uncharacterized. NCBI's taxonomy places the organism in Eukaryota, Fungi, Ascomycota, Lecanoromycetes, Lecanorales, Parmeliaceae. Bases 1 to 1185 code for a protein of 394 amino acids. The record is from RefSeq and is a predicted model, not a curated record. The transcript is spliced from 6 exons.